AUGCCGUUGUUGUAUGGCGCAUCGUGUUCAGAUAUGGAUGAGGGAUACCUGAUUACGGGUUUUGUCAGUUCCGUUCAUGCACUUGGUCGACAGAGACAGGUACCGCUUGUUUCGAGAAAACCAAACACGCCUAACUUCCGGCCCCAGAGGAGCGCUCGCGUGGUGCAGCGCACGCACAAGCUCCGCGGGCUACGUCUGUGUGAAGGCGAACGUUUGGUGAAAACCGACGAGAAGCCAGCAGUGCAGCCGGAUACACAACCUCUUAAACCUGGUGAUGGAAAAGAGAGUCCCGCGCCGCCAUCUCCCCCGCCUCCGGUCGAGACGCGAGGGCGCCGGCGCACCUACCUUGGUCUGGUCUGGGACCGCACCCUCGAUACCUUUGAGGACGCUCUGCUGCAUCUUAGGCGUCAGUUUUUCUGGCAGGGUGAGUUUCUGAGUUCGAGCGGUCGGCCCAAGCCGCGCUUGGUGAUCUUGGGAACCGGCUGGGUUGGUCACGCGAUGGUGAAAAUCAUCGACAUCGAUAAGUACGAGGUAAUCGUCAUCUCGCCCCGGAACUACUUCCUCUUCCAACCUAUGCUGCCGUCGUCAGCACUGGGCAUUGUGGAGUUUCGUUCGUGCUGCGAACCGAUACUCCGGGCGAAUCCUUUCAUCAUCUACUAUGAAGCAGAGGCGGUCGGGGUCGAUAUCCAAAGGCGGGUGGUGAAAUGUCGGGCCAAAGUCCGGCGUCGGGGCGCGCUCUCCGUGGGCUCUGAAAGCGACGUCGGUGCACCGUCUCUGGCGGAAACAAGCCAAGAUGUCCACGCAUUGCAACCGCGAUUUUCGACGAAAAGCAAUACUGAUGAAAUCAUCGGCAUACGCGAGUUCGAAGUGCCGUACACCUACUGCGUGGUCGGCGUAGGUUCCGCGGUGAACACGUUUAACACCCCGGGUGCCAAGGAGAACUGUUUCUUUUUGAAAGAAAUCCCAGACGCGCGGAAAAUCCGGUCUGAGGUCGUGCGCAUCUUCGAAGAGGCGAAUCUACCCGAGACCUCCGACGAGGAGCGCAGUCGCUUACUGCACUUCGUAGUGGUUGGCGGUGGUCCAACCGGCGUCGAAUUCGCUGGUGAACUGCAUGAUUUUCUCGUAGAGGAUGCUGUGAAGUAUUACAAGAAGCUGCUGAAAUAUGUACAGGUCACUUUGUUGCAAUCCGGGCAAAGUAUCUUGACACAGUUCGACAAGUCCCUGCAAGAUCGGGCUUUGCAGAACCUGCGCGACGCGGAGAUCAACGUUCGGACUGGCAGUCGAGUCGUUCGCAUCACCGAGACCGAGAUUUAUCUGCAGGAUGGUGCAGUGAUACCCUAUGGCAUGUGUGUGUGGGCCGCGGGGGUCGGUCCUCAGAAACUCGUGACGGAUCUCAUCGAGUCGAUUCCCGCCCAGACGACCUUUAAGAAGCGCCAACUUGUUGUCGAUGAUUGGCUCCGCGUGAUUGGUGCCGAAGGCGUGUUCGCCGCCGGCGACUGUGCAACGAACCUGCACGAACCCUUGCCUGCAACUGCCCAGGUCGCCGGCCAGCAGGGCGCGUAUCUCGCCCGUCUCUUGAACCGCGAGUAUUGUCUUGAUUGCGACAUCCCGGAACGCACCGAGUACACGCGCACCUGGAUCGAUCGGGCUCGCUUUGCGAAGCCGUUCCAGUUCCUUUCGUUCGGUCUUCUUGCCUACAUCGGUCGCGAGCGUGCAAUGGCCCAGAUAGAAAUGGGCGACACCUCGGUGAAACUGAGCGGAACGCUGACCUAUCUGAUAUGGCGCUCUGUCUAUGCAGUGAAGCAGGUCAGUAUGCGCAAUCGGAUCUUGAUUACGUUUGACUGGAUCAAAGCGGCUAUUUUCGGGCGAGAUAUCAGUCAGUUUUGA
Messenger RNA from Cyanidioschyzon merolae strain 10D, 1887 nucleotides. Its product is annotated as NADH dehydrogenase type II. NCBI's taxonomy places the organism in Eukaryota, Rhodophyta, Bangiophyceae, Cyanidiales, Cyanidiaceae. The record is from RefSeq and is a predicted model, not a curated record. The transcript has a single exon. Bases 1 to 1887 code for a protein of 628 amino acids. Gene Ontology annotation, molecular function: NADH dehydrogenase activity.